AUGUUUGUAACAGGUGAUUUACAGAAAGAGUUGGAUUUCUAUAAUCAGGUUAGAAGUAGGAAAAUGAACGAGAUUGAAGCUGAUAUAAAGUAUCUAGAAAUGUUGUUGGAACAGAGAAGUAAUGAACUCAUCUUGUUGAGGAGGAAAAAGGAAGAGAUGGAUUGUUUUUAUGAUAUAAAGAGUAACGAAUCUCCAUCGACAGAUAAAUAG
Molecule: messenger RNA, 210 nt
Organism: Enterospora canceri
Lineage: Eukaryota; Fungi; Microsporidia; Enterocytozoonidae
Source: the annotation of a GenBank genome assembly